Psylliodes chrysocephalus is the source of this 1276-nucleotide messenger RNA. NCBI's taxonomy places the organism in Eukaryota, Metazoa, Arthropoda, Insecta, Coleoptera, Chrysomelidae. The record is from the annotation of a GenBank genome assembly.
CUGAACUGUAACACAUUUAUAACAUGAUUCAAAAACAUUUUCAGUGAAAUAUUUAAGUACGAUAUUUCAGAAACUUGUGUUUAAAAUUCCAGUCUAACACCAGGACCACCUAGAACUUUAGAGACGUUGUUACCGAACUUCGAUUUUAAUUCAAGGACGAUGACUUACCCAAGUCCGAUUCAGUAAUUGAAUUCUAGCUAGAUGAAGAAGAAGAGUGUUUACUGUCAACCUGUGCUGUCAACGCUGUUUACAUUUAUCAUGAUUUGAAAAUUUUUUUAGUUUUUAAUUAUUUUUGAAGCAAGGUCAUAGAUAAUGCAUGAGCAGCACGAGUAAGAUACAUUGAUUAAUAUCAAUGGUAACAUAUUAAUAGUGCUUGUCAUCAAGAUGGCAUCAACAACUAUAGAAUUUGCAGUUCAAAUGACCUGCAAUUCAUGUGUAGAUUCGGUAAAAAAAUGCAUAACCAAUGUAGAAGGAAUUGAAGACGUUCAAAUUAGUUUAGACGAACAACGUGUGGUAAUUAAAAGCAAUUUACCUACCUUAAAACUUCUGAAGAUUUUGGAAAGUACCGGCAAAAGGGUUGCUGUUAAAGGUUAUGCUGGAGGUCAGGCUGCCGUUUCUAUUUUGCAAGCUGGUAACCCCAAUGUUAAAGGAGUUGUUCGUUUUAUACAGCCAACUACAGGCGUUUGUAUUGUUGAUGGUACUGUUGAUGGACUUAAUACAGGACACUAUCAUGCUUAUAUUUAUGAAUGUGGAGAUUUAUCAAAUGGAUGUGAAAAUAUUGGCCAAGUUUUUAAUCCUACAAAAACCACAGAUGGGAAAAUUUAUGGAGACAUUGGUACAAUAGAUAGCAAAGAAAAUAACAGAUCACAAUUUCGCUUCGAAAAUAAUCAGAUCAGUGUAACAGAUUUAAUUGGUAGAGCAUUUGUAGUUACUGAAGAAUCUGCUUCUUUGGAGAAAACUAAAAAAAUUGCUUGUGGUAUUAUUGCUAGAUCAGCGGGACUUUUCCAAAAUCCAAAAUCAAUUUGUGCUUGUGAUGGAACCACUAUUUGGGAUGAAGCUGGGAAAAAAUCAGCUCUAUGAAAUGAAGCAUUUAUAUGGAUUUCAAAAAUAUUGUGAUAACAUUUGUAUUUCUAGAUAUCGACUAAAACCUAACGUCAUUGACUGUUAGAGGGGUUAAGUUUUAAUUUCAAUGAUAGUUGUGUACUAGUGAUACCUAAUAUAAGUAUUUAUUUUAAUUUCUUUUUAUUUACUAGUAUUGAAUAUUUUGUUAAAUAAG